CUCUCCACCUCACGUACUGAUCCUUGUCAUCAUCAUCAUCACUUCAUUUUAUCCUGCUCGCUUCAGAGGCGACGAUGUAAUGAACGCUGGGGCACCAAUCUCUCCCUCUCUCUCCUGUCUUCAAUCGACCUCAAAGCCAUGGCCGAUUGCAGCUGCGUUCUCAAGGUAGUUGUUGGAGAUCCGAUACGUUCUAUAAGAGCUUAUCAGCAUGUUUUCUCUAGUCAUCACAGGCCAUUUUAUGGCAUUUCCCCUUACCGGAAAUGGCAAGUUACUCUUCCAACCGCUGUAUCUUCUACAUACAGUCAACUAACCUUCAUGCCUAUACAUGGUUCCAAGGGCCUCUAUAGGCGGUCAAACUGCAUGGUUUUUGGUUUGAGAGGUCGUUUAAAAAGCUGUCAACGAUCCCUUCGGAAAAGAUUUCGGACAUACGCUGAGCUUGACAUUGCCAAUGCCGUAGAUGUAAUCAAUGAUCUGGGGUUUGAUACUCUUACUUUCUUGAUGGUUACUGUUAUGGUUGUACCGGCAUUUAAGCUGCUUAAAGCUAGCCCGAUACUUGGUUUCUUCUGUGCGGGCGUAAUACUUAACCAAUUUGGCUUUAUCAGAAACCUCACAGAUGUUAAAGUUCUCUCAGAAUGGGGCAUUCUUUUCUUGCUUUUCGAGAUGGGGUUAGAACUUUCACUAGCGCGUCUUAGAGCUCUUGCAAAGUUUGCAUUUGGAAUGGGAUUGACCCAGGUUGUAUUGUCCACCCUUGCGUUUACAGCAUUUGAGCUUCCUCCUAAUGGGGCUAUUGGAACCAAAAUUCUCCAGUUCCUUUUUCAUUCAAGAUCUGAUCUGGUCAACAUUAGGAGUGUUGAUGAAGCUGUAGUGAUUGGAGCUGCUCUUUCAUUAUCCUCUUCAGCUUUUGUUCUGCAGCUUCUUGCAGAAAAAGGUGAGCUUCCAACACGAUUUGGUUCUGCAACUCUUGGAAUUCUUCUCCUACAGGAUAUAGCUGUUGUUCCUCUCUUAGUGAUACUUCCAGUGUUAGAGAGUCAGAACCUUGUAGAGGAAAGCAUUUGGCCAAUGCUAGCAAGUGAGAGCUUGAAAGCCUUAGGUGGGCUUGGCCUGCUCUCUCUUGGAGGAAAAUUCUUGUUGAGGCGUAUCUUUGAAGUUGUCGCGGAGUCACGGAGUUCAGAAGCUUUUGUUGCUCUUUGCCUGCUUACUGUUUCUGGAACAUCACUCCUAACUCAGAUGCUCGGGUUUAGUGACACACUAGGAGCGUUUCUGGCAGGAGCCAUUCUUGCAGAAACAAAUUUUCGUACUCAAAUUGAAGCAGAUAUUAGGCCCUUCAGAGGCUUACUGCUAGGCUUAUUCUUUGUUACCACUGGCACAUCCAUUGACAUGCAGCUCCUAUUCAGAGAAUGGGCAAACGUUCUUUCCCUCUUGUUAGGCUUAAUUGUUAUCAAGACACUGAUAAUAACAGCAAUAGGUCCCCGUGUUGGAUUAUCUUUACAAGAAAGUGUAAGAAUAGGCUUGCUUCUUUCCCAAGGAGGAGAGUUUGGAUUUGUGGUGUUUUCUUUGGCAAACAGGCUUGGAGUCCUGCCACUUGAGUUGAAUAAACUUCUCAUAAUCGUUGUUGUUCUAUCAAUGGCAUUAACCCCUUUACUGAAUGAAAUUGGAAGAAAAGCUGCUGGUAUUAUUGAUGAGAAGUUCGAAGUGAAAGAAAAAGAAACUGAGAUGGUGAACUUUGAUGCUACUGAACCUGUGGUCAUCCUUGGGUUUGGGCAAAUGGGGCAGGUCCUGGCCAAUUUCUUAUCUACACCAUUGGCUUCUGGCUUAGAAGGUGACAAUGCAGGCUGGUUCUUGUUUUCUGUGUGUUUUAAACUAAGAGAUAGGGCAUCUAGAAAGUCAGGCUUCCCGAUACUUUAUGGAGAUGGGUCACGUCCAGCUGUUUUGCAAUCUGCUGGUAUUUCUUCUCCUAAAGCAAUCAUGAUCAUGUACACGGGUAAACAGAGAACAAUUGAGGCUGUUCAACGUAUACGGCUAGCAUUCCCUGCGGUCCCUAUAUAUGCUAGAGCUCAGGAUCUGACUCAUUUAUUAGAUCUGAGGAGAGCAGGUGUAACAGAUGCUAUUAUUGAGAAUGCUGAGACUAGUUUACAGCUUGGCUCAAAGCUUUUAAAAGGACUGGGUGUCAUGUCAGACGAUGUGACAUUUUUGAGUCAGCUUGUCAGGGAUUCUAUGGAGCUUCAAGCUCUAGAGGCUGUCAGUAGAACUGAGGACCGAGAAAUUGAUACGAUGAAGCCAAUGCGGGUUAGAGUUACUGACUUGGUUCAAGGCGACGGAAGCAGUGCCCUAAAGUCAGCAAAUGAGCCAACCCUAAACCUGAAGCGUCCAGAUUUAUCUCGGAUUGCUGCUAUAUCUGAAGACAAUAGAUCGUCUGAUGAAACUUCAACUCGUCAACCCGAUAAAUUUGAGAGUGAUGAUGGUGUUAAGUAUUGCCGCUUGGAUAUGAGCAAUGGUUCAUCAAGUAACGAGGAAGAUAUGGAGAACAUAGGUAUGUUGGAUAGUUCAGUACCUUAUACAAGUAAAUCUGAAGGUUCUUAAGUACUGAUUCAUAGAGAAAUUUUAAUGAGAGAAUUUUUGUUCAGAGCAUACAAGUGAGAUGCUUCUGCUGGAGUAUUCUCUUUGUAUACUUUAGAUUCCUUGUACAGAUUUUAGAUUCUAAGAUCCUCUCACAGUUAUGCCGCAAAGAAAGAGACUGUUCAUUUGUCAAUUGUACAUCUGUAUUAAUGAUGAACCACACAAGUUUCAUGUUUAUAUCUGUUACAGUCUUGUUUGUGGAUUAUUGUGAUGCACAAUAGGAAAUUGGGAGGUUAAGAUUAUUUGUAGCUUGACCUACUGUAGUAUUUGUUGUUGUAUGUUUACAUUGGCAGAUUGUUGAUGAUUCUCCAGAAAUUUUGUUCUUUUGA
This is a messenger RNA of Asparagus officinalis (garden asparagus), 2945 nucleotides long. RefSeq names its product K(+) efflux antiporter 3, chloroplastic. The transcript is spliced from 19 exons. Gene Ontology annotation, biological process: proton transmembrane transport; potassium ion transport. The coding region runs from base 139 to 2580 and encodes 813 amino acids. The record is from RefSeq and is a predicted model, not a curated record. Gene Ontology annotation, cellular component: membrane; chloroplast. NCBI's taxonomy places the organism in Eukaryota, Viridiplantae, Streptophyta, Magnoliopsida, Asparagales, Asparagaceae. Gene Ontology annotation, molecular function: antiporter activity.